GCCCGCCGAUUGGCCACCGCCUGGCACCGCCUCGCACUCUGAUUGGACGAGGCUCGGCCAGUGCUGGCCGGCCGCUACCGAACUGCUACUUUCAAAAGCGCCGGGGCCGGAGGUGCGGGGACAGCGGCCGGGCAUAGCUUGCUCGCAGAGACCAAGGGAGAGGAUGCCGUUGCCACGCAAUGCCAAGAUGCUGACUACCAAGCAGUCCCGAGCAGGCAAGGUAGGCCCUGCUACAGAGAAUGUCGACCCCGAGAAGCCUCUCUUGCAGGAGGAGAGCUGUCAUGCCAAGAGGUCUUCGUCCUCACCCCAGGGUGGGCCCAAGAAGAGAUCAGCAUUUGGGGACAUCACCAAUGCUCACAAGAACCAGGUGGUGGCAGGGAAAAAGGAGCCUGUGAAAGUUGCUCCACCCAAGGCACAGAAGGCACAUAAUGCCUUGGGAGUGGCCAAGAACAACGAGAUCAACCUAAAAAAGUCAAUGAAGAAAACUCCCCCAACAGCUCCUGCAGAGCCCAAAGUGAAUCCUGUGCCAGAGAAGCCGGUGUCUGUGCAGGAACUAAAGCCUCCUGAGGAGAGGCAGGUACCAGCAGUGGAGGACAUUGACAAGGAGCAGCUGGGUGACCCCUAUGCCAAUGCAGAGUAUGCCAAGGAGAUCUUUGAGUACAUGCGGGAAAGAGAGGAAAAAUUCAUGCUUCCUGACUACAUGGAGAAGCAGACAGACAUCAGUGGGGAUAUGCGUGCUAUCCUUGUGGACUGGAUGGUGGAGGUGCAGGAGAACUUUGAGCUGAACCAUGAGACACUGUACCUGGCUGUGAAGCUGGUGGACCACUACCUGGUGGAGGUGGUGAGCAUGAGGGAGAAGCUGCAGCUCAUUGGCUCCACUGCCAUCCUCAUUGCCUCCAAAUUUGAGGAGCGGUGUCCACCAUGUGUGGAUGACUUCCUCUAUAUCUGCGAUGACGCCUACAAGCGGGAGGAGCUUAUUGCUAUGGAGAUGAGCAUCCUCAGCACCCUCAAGUUCGAUAUCAACAUCCCCAUCCCCUACCGCUUCCUGCGGCGCUUUGCCAAGUGUGCCCGUGCCACCAUGGAGACACUGACACUGGCCCGCUUCCUCUGCGAGAUGACCCUGCAGGAGUACGACUAUGCCCGCGAGAGCCCCUCGAAGCUGGCUGCCAGCUGCCUGCUGCUGGCACUUACCAUGAAAAACCUUGGGGGCUGGACCCCUACACUGGAGUACUACAGUGGGUACAGUGCCCAGGACCUGCACCCCCUGGUGAAGAGGCUGAAUUUCCUCCUCACAUACCAGCCCCACGACAAGCUGAAUGCUGUGCGCAGCAAGUACUCGCACAGGGUCUUCUUUGAGGUUGCCAAAGUCACCCCCAUGGACAUGCUCAAGCUCGAGGAGGCACUCACUAGCUGCUAGCCCUACUCUGUAAAUAAGCCUGUAAAUAACGGGGCGCCCUCAAGCAGGGUGGUACCAUGUACAUAAAUAAUAGUAAUUUUAACUGAGGAGGGGGGGAAAAAAAGUCAUGUGUAACUGUUAAUAAAAUGUGUUUGUCAUACAUGCUGGCACUGUA
This is a messenger RNA of Corvus hawaiiensis (hawaiian crow), 1571 nucleotides long. RefSeq names its product cyclin B3 (gene CCNB3). Gene Ontology annotation, biological process: regulation of cyclin-dependent protein serine/threonine kinase activity; mitotic cell cycle phase transition. Lineage: Eukaryota; Metazoa; Chordata; Aves; Passeriformes; Corvidae. Bases 164 to 1417 code for a protein of 417 amino acids. The record is from RefSeq and is a predicted model, not a curated record. Gene Ontology annotation, cellular component: nucleus; centrosome; cyclin-dependent protein kinase holoenzyme complex. Gene Ontology annotation, molecular function: cyclin-dependent protein serine/threonine kinase regulator activity. The transcript is spliced from 12 exons.